Molecule: messenger RNA, 1485 nt
Organism: Thelazia callipaeda (thelaziosis nematode)
Lineage: Eukaryota; Metazoa; Nematoda; Chromadorea; Rhabditida; Thelaziidae
Source: the annotation of a GenBank genome assembly
AUGUUUGCAGAUGAUAGGGAAAUGCUUGAUUAUUUUCUACUUGCUACUCUUUUGGUCGUGUCGAACUUGGGCGAAAAAGUUGAUAAUGCAUUAUGCUUUGGUGCGUUAAAGGUCGAUUUGCCUGUUCGAUACUUGCAUAUUCAGUUGCGGAGCGGUGAAAAAAACAUUACACAGUCUAUAGGUUUACUGAAUAUAUCAAUUUCUGGAUUAUGCCGUUAUAGAUCUCAGUUACUUGAUUACUAUGACGGUUCGUAUAUAUUGCGAAUUCGUUUGUGGUCUUCUUGUCCGCAAAUGAUUAUAAAUAUCCAUACUUUGGAUAAUGUCUCUUUAUGUGACUCUCCAAUAUUAAUUAAAAAAGCUGAUGGUAAUUUACUUUAUUCGGAAUAUUGUGAUUGUCCAAGUUGGAACAUCUCAAAAUGGAUGGAGGAAGCUCAUUGCUCAUCUCAGUAUUCUCAGCUUGAUAGAGAUCUGAGCCAGUGGUCUACAAUUAACUUUAAACAAGUACUAAUUAAUGUAAAAAAGAAAUGGGCGAAAUUCGAAAAUCGCUUUGCAUCCUCAUUAUGCCAUUAUCAAAUUGUUAACAAUAACCUGCACAGAGAAUGCUUUGGAGAACAUACAGGUUUUCGAUUAUUUGUUGAUGCAGCAUUUACUUCGUUGAUGAGAAAAAUGUAUCUGCCAAAUACGGAAUUCAUAUUUAAUCUUGGCGAUUGGCCUCUUGUGAAAAAAUAUGCUGAUAAUGAGCCAAUAAUUAGCUGGUGCGGUUCUGAAGCUACUAGAGAUAUUGUACUGCCAACGUAUGAAUUAAUGAAGUCGGUAAUCGAUUCCUUGGAGUCUGUCACAUUGGAUAUACACACUGUGAGAGGGAAAAAACGCUAUAAGUGGCAGGAGAAAAAAGACAGUGCUCUGCGACUUGAAGUAGCAAAGCUGUCUCGGUUAAAUCCUGAUCUUCUGGAUGCAGGGAUCACCAAGUAUUUCUUUUUCAACCAAUCCCAAUAUGGACCAACGAUGGCAAGGAUGUCAUUCCCGGACUUUUUUCAACAUAAAUUUGUACUGAGCAUCGAUGGCACUGUUGCGGCAUACCGUCUUCCUUUCCUGCUGGCUGGAGAUAGCGUAAUUUUUAAGUCAAAAUCGCUGUACUAUGAGCAUUUUUACGCCGACCUAAAAGAAGGAUUACAUUAUUUUGAAUUUAACGGCUCCGAUCUCAUUGAACGAAUCAAAUGGGCUAGAACGCAAGACUACAACGAAACCUUGCAAGCGAUGCGUCAGUUUGCGCUACAGUAUCUCCAACCUCUAGAUAUUUUUUGCUAUUAUGCAAACUUUGUGCAGAAAUAUACGAAUAAACUAAAAGAUGCUCCGACAAAACCACUAGCUGGAAUGGAAGAUGUUCCACAUAUUCCUCUAGAAAAGCAAUCAAAUGACGAGUCGUGUGACUGUUUGGAGCAAAAUAAAAAUUACAAAACUAAGAACAACAAACAAGAAUUAUAA